AUGGCCUUACAAUCGCAAAUCGGUCCAGAUUUCUCCACCAAAGAAGCGAAUCUAAAGGAGGAAUUGCAAGAACCUGGAUUAUCCGGUCAUAGUUGCUGCUGUUUUUGGAACUACCCGUGUUUCCAGACCCGACAACCCGAUAACUGGGAGAGGGUAUCGACGCCGGAGAAAGAGCAGGAGAGCGCCGGAGGAUUGUGGGGGAAGGGAACAAACGCCUUGAAGAAGGUUAGGGGAUGGUCGGAGCUCGUCGCCGGUCCGAAAUGGAAGACGUUCAUCCGCCGGUUCAAUAGGUCGACGGCCCGGUCCAAAACGGGAAAAUUCCAGUACGAUCCUCUGAGUUAUGCUUUGAAUUUUGAUGAAGGGCAGGGGCAAGACGGUCAAUUGGAGAAAAAUUGGCCAGUACUGGACUUUUCGGCCCGGUUUGCGGCUAUUCCGGUGUCAACGAAAGGGUCGGCGGAGUUUGGCAAGGACACGCCACUGUUCGCGUGA
Molecule: messenger RNA, 489 nt
Organism: Fraxinus pennsylvanica
Lineage: Eukaryota; Viridiplantae; Streptophyta; Magnoliopsida; Lamiales; Oleaceae
Source: the annotation of a GenBank genome assembly